AUGGCGUCUCUGGCCCUCACUUCCUCUUCUUGCUCUCUAUCCCCCCAAUCACUCAAAUCUCGCAAUCUCAAACUCCAGCCGAGAUCAAACUUCACUCCCCGCUCACAUUCUCUAACUCCAAACCCCAUUACACUAACCAACAAUCUCUCAUUCAAAUCCCCACAGCUCCUUAAAUCAAUUCGAUCACCUACCUCCUCAAAGAAACUAACCGUAAAAGCCUCAGCUUCAGCUUCCGCUUCGGCUCCGGCUCCCCCGGCGCCGCAGCCAUGGCAGGGAGCCGCAAUGAAGCCAUUACUAGCUUCAAUAGCUACAGGCGUCAUCCUCUGGUUCGUCCCCGUACCGUCCGGAGUUUCGCGAAGCGCGUGGCAACUACUCGCCAUUUUUCUCGCCACAAUCGUCGGCAUCAUCACUCAACCGUUGCCGCUCGGGGCCGUGGCUCUCAUGGGCCUCGGAGCCUCCGUUCUAACCAAAACGCUGACGUUUUCCGCCGCGUUCUCCGCUUUCGGCGACCCGAUCCCCUGGCUUAUCGCGCUCGCCUUCUUCUUCGCCCGCGGCUUCAUCAAAACUGGACUCGGCAACCGAAUCGCCUACCAAUUCGUCUCCUUGUUCGGAUCCUCGUCGUUAGGGUUAGGUUACAGUCUCGUCUUCAGCGAGGCGCUCCUAGCUCCAGCGAUUCCGUCAGUUUCUGCACGUGCCGGGGGGAUCUUUUUGCCGUUAGUGAAGUCUCUGUGCGUGGCGUGCGGGAGUAACGCCGGUGACGGGACGGAGAAGAGGCUAGGAUCGUGGCUGAUGCUGACGUGUUUCCAAACUUCGGUUAUAUCGUCGUCAAUGUUUUUAACGGCGAUGGCGGCGAAUCCGUUAAGUGCCAAGUUGACGUUGAACACGAUUAAUCAGACGAUUGGGUGGAUGGACUGGGCUAAGGCGGCGAUUGUGCCGGGACUGGUGUCGUUGAUUGUGGUACCGUUGCUGUUGUAUGUCAUUUAUCCACCUACUGUAAAGAGUAGCCCGGAUGCGCCCAAAUUGGCCCGAGAGAGAUUGGAGAAGAUGGGGCCAAUGAGCAACAAUGAGAAGAUUAUGGCUGCCACUUUGCUUGUCACGGUGGGGCUCUGGAUUUUCGGUGGGGUACUGAACAUGGAUGCUGUUACUGCUGCAAUUCUUGGAUUGUCUAUCCUCCUUAUCACUGGCGUUGUGACAUGGAAGGAAUGCUUAGCUGAAGCAGUUGCUUGGGAUACACUCACAUGGUUUGCUGCACUUAUCGCUAUGGCUGGGUAUCUCAACAAAUAUGGUCUCAUCUCCUGGUUCAGCCAGACCGUGGUUAAGUUCGUUGGUGGAUUGGGUCUUUCAUGGCAGGCAUCUUUCGGCAUUCUGGUUCUUCUCUAUUUCUACUCUCACUACUUCUUUGCCAGUGGAGCUGCUCACAUCGGUGCCAUGUUCACUGCUUUUUUGUCCGUCGCUACUGCUCUCGGCUGUCCUCCGUACUUAGGAGCCUUAGUCCUCUCCUUCCUCUCCAACAUCAUGGGUGGCCUUACCCACUAUGGCAUUGGAUCCGCACCUAUUUUCUAUGGUGCCAACUACGUCCCCCUUGCCCAAUGGUGGGGCUAUGGCUUCCUCAUUUCUGUUGUCAACAUCAUCAUUUGGCUCGGCGUUGGUGGUGUCUGGUGGAAAGCCAUCGGCUUGUGGUAAAGUGAGCGAUCAUAAAUAUUCGCUGACCCAAAUAUUUAGUGAUAUUCCUGCCAUUGUUAGCCCAACAGGUGAGUUUUUUUCCGCUGGCUGAUAACUUUCGGUGUUGAUUCUUUGUCUUAGAAAUAAUUAAUUUGGCGGAGACUCCGGUUAUAGAUUGGACACAGCAAUGAGGUCUAGAAUUAGAAGACGUACCGGCAAUUUUGACAUUGACAUGAAAAAAACUGCCUACAAAUUUGAUGACUUAUAUUAGUUUUAGUUGGAUUCUCAUUUUCCCGCA
Pistacia vera is the source of this 1960-nucleotide messenger RNA. RefSeq names its product dicarboxylate transporter 1, chloroplastic. Bases 1 to 1683 code for a protein of 560 amino acids. The transcript has 3 exons. Gene Ontology annotation, biological process: transmembrane transport. Gene Ontology annotation, molecular function: transmembrane transporter activity. Gene Ontology annotation, cellular component: membrane. The record is from RefSeq and is a predicted model, not a curated record. NCBI's taxonomy places the organism in Eukaryota, Viridiplantae, Streptophyta, Magnoliopsida, Sapindales, Anacardiaceae.